Molecule: messenger RNA, 6995 nt
Organism: Anguilla anguilla (European eel)
Lineage: Eukaryota; Metazoa; Chordata; Actinopteri; Anguilliformes; Anguillidae
Gene: foxo1a
Product: forkhead box O1 a
Biological process (GO): regulation of transcription by RNA polymerase II
Cellular component (GO): nucleus
Molecular function (GO): RNA polymerase II cis-regulatory region sequence-specific DNA binding; DNA-binding transcription factor activity, RNA polymerase II-specific
Source: RefSeq, a predicted model, not a curated record
AUCUACAUUCAACAGGCUACAACUACGAGUGACAGGCAUGGUACGAGAAGAAUACCAAUAAAACUGGAUUGUGCGAGAAAAGAAACACAACUAACUGCUUAAAAAUAGACUACUGCGAGAAGAAACUCUUGGAACAGGGGUGUUUGUGACAUCUUAUUAAUAAUCUACCGGUUCAAUCUCUUUUUUGACUCGUUUCGACUGUAGUGUAAGUACUAAUGUAGCUCGUCUCUGGAGUGACGAAGUUUGUUGUCGUUCGCUUUUUUGGUUUAUUUCCUAUCCUUGUUGCGCAUGACUAACUCUUCUUCUCGGAGGUCUAUGUGAAAGUUGGAUUGGUAUUAUUUUUUUGCUGGUAUUAUGGCCGAAGCAGCCCAGCAACCUUUGGUGGAGAUCGACCCGGAUUUCGAGCCACUCUCACGGCCCCGGUCAUGUACCUGGCCACUGCCGCGACCGGAGUUCAUCAACCCGGCCAACUCGAAUACAUCCUCGCCGGCCCCUUCCGUCAAGCAGGAGCCGAGUGGCAAUGCAGAUUUCAUCAACAACCUUAGCUUAUUAGAAGAGACCGAAGACUACCCGGAGCAGAAACCCCUCGUCUUGUGCAAUGAUUUCCAGUGCCAAGAGACUUGCAUCCACCAACAGGCACAGCAACAUCAGCAACAGCAUCCGAGUCCCCAGCUCCCGCACCAGCAACAGGUGUCCCUGCUCUCCUCCCCUGUCGGCUCUGCCUCCUCAGUGGCCGCGACCGCCGCCGCUCAGCGGAAGACCAGCUCGUCCCGUCGCAAUGCCUGGGGAAAUAUGUCUUACGCCGACCUCAUCACAAAAGCGAUCGAAAGCUCCCCGGAGAAGCGCCUCACCUUGUCACAGAUUUACGACUGGAUGGUGAAAAGCGUGCCCUAUUUCAAGGACAAAGGCGACAGCAACAGCUCCGCAGGCUGGAAGAACUCCAUCAGGCACAACCUGUCCCUGCACAGCCGAUUCAUCCGCGUGCAGAACGAGGGCACGGGCAAGAGCUCCUGGUGGAUGCUCAACCCCGAGGGCAGCAAGAGCGGGAAGUCGCCCCGCCGCCGGGCCGCCUCCAUGGACAACAACAGCAAGCUCGCCAAGAGCCGCGGGCGAGCCGCCAAGAAAAAGGUGUCCCUCCAGGGUGGGUCGGAGGUGAGCGGCGACAGCCCCGGGUCCCAGUACAGCAAGUGGCCCGGAAGCCCGAACUCCCACAGCAACGACGACUUUGACACCUGGAACAGCUUCCGGCCGCGGGCGAGCUCCAACGCCAGCACGGUGAGCGGCCGCCGCUCGCCCUUCAUGCCCGAGCAGGAGGAGCUGGUGGACGGGGACGUUCACCUGGUCUACCCCGGGGGCUCGGGGGGGAAGAUGAGCACCCUCCCCAGCCUUUCGGAGAUGACGGGCCGCCACGCCUCGGAGAACGUCAUGGAGGACCUGCUGGGCAACCUCAACCUGCUCUCCCCCAAGAACCCGCAGGUGGGGGCCGGGGGCGGGGCCCCGGCUGGCUCCGCCCAGUCCUCCCCGUCCUCCAUGAUGCAGGCGAGCCCCAGCUACCCGGCCUACAGCUCCCCCAGCAUGGGCUCGCAGCCGCCCCAGCAGGACUACCGAAAGUGCCUGUAUGGCCAGGCGGGGCUCAACGCCAUGUCGCCCAUGCCCCUGCAGACGCUCACCGAGGGCAAGCCCGGGUUCAGCCCCCCGCUGGGGCAGUACGGCUGCCCCGCCGGGCUGCUCAAGGAGCUGCUGACCUCGGACGGCGACCCGCACGGAGACCUCAUGCCCUCCGUUGAGACCGUGGUGUCCCAGUCCGCGGGGGGUCGUAUGAUGUCCCCCUACAGCGCCCCCCAGCCCGGGCGAGGGGGAGGCCACCCCCACCCUCACUCCCACUCUCACCCACACCCCCACCAACACCCCCAUGCCUCGCGAGGACCCGCCCCCCCCCACUCCGUGGCCAUGAACGGGGGGCGCCCCCUGCUGCCCCCGGCCGGUAUGACACAUGCCGGGGGUCUGGCCCGCCUGGCCACCGUGAAGACCCCCAUGCAGGUCUCCUUCGGCCCCGGGGUCCACCUCCCGGGGGGGUUGCUCCCCAACUACUGCACACCAAACACCAACGGGUACGGGCGGCCCGGCCUGCCUCCUCCCCACCACCUGCACCACCACGAAAAGCUGCCUAGCGACCUCGACGACAUGUCCAUAGAGCGCUUUGAGUGCGACAUGGAGUCCAUCCUCCAUGACACGCUCAUGGACGGAGACACCCUGGACUUCAACUUUGACUCCAUGGGCGCUCCCCAGGGGUUCUCUCACAGUGUGAAGACCACCACACACAGCUGGGUGUCGGGGUAGACGUCAGACAGAGCCAAGCACACACACAUGUACAGGUUAACAAUUAAAAACCGUAUCUCAGCCAGAGCUGGACCUUCAUCAGGAAAAUGGAAAUCAGUGACCCAAAGACAGAGAAGCCAUCCCCAGUUCCUCUUUUUUCAUCUCAGUCGUUUCAAGAGACAAUAGAUAGUGUUGCUUUUCCUCCUCUCUUUUCUUCAGCACUCAGUUCUCGUGCAAGCCGAGACGCUUGUCCUCUCCCUUCAGAUUUUGUGCUGGUUUUUAUUUUUUUUAGACUUUUAUUUGCUUUUCAUCCAAUCCCUGUCGUCAUGGAACUGUAAAUAAAUCAAGUGCCAAACUAUUUGUGUGAACUUCAGAGCCAAGUUUAUGUUGCUUUUUUUUAUUUUUCCUGUCUCAAGGAGCUAAUCAGUGCUGAGCACGCUAGCCGUGUUAGCACGACUCCCUUCUUUAUGCCGCAGAAACGCAACAAACCAGUUCACCCCUGUAUAGCUAGGCUUUGGUAUGACGUAAUCUGCACCUUAUCUGAGAAAAAGUUGGAAAAACUGGAGUUAGAUGCCAUGUAAACAGGUUUUAUGUUUUUUUUUUUAUUAUUUUAUUUCAGGAAUUAGAAAUACCGUUUCACUUUGAGACAUGAAGAACAUUUAGAUCUCAAUUCUUUUAUGUCGAUUCUUCACGUCGCUUGAUGAUUUUUCUCCACCUCAUACAGUGUGCCAGUGUUUUCUUCAGGUGUUGAGCUUUUUACGUUAGUGUACAAUGUGCCCCUUAUUGCCUAAGUGAAAUCUUGUGAAUGAGCAGGAGAAACUGCUUGUUGUGAUAAAAGUGAUACCAGCUGUAAUUGGUCUCAGAUUGUCUCCUGUUCCAUUCAACUCGAUUUAAUCAUCUUCAGAGGUGUGAUAUAACCAUUGAUCAUGAGUCUCAAUUCACUCAUGCAAUGUGAAUGAGUGGCGCUCUCAUGAAUGUUAAUCUAGUCAACCUGCUUUGGUCAGAGGAGCUGGGAAGCUAAACUGGUGUAUGUGUUUGGACUCUGAAGGUCAGCGUGUAAAUACUGUAGAUCAGUCAAAGCUGGGCCUGGACUGUAUGAAGGAGGCUAACAGGCUCCUGGCUAACGGGCUCCUGGCUAAUGAGCUCCUGGCUAACGGGCUCCUGGCUAAUGGGCUCCUGGCUAACGGGCUCCUGGACGAUGUUACAUCAUAACACAUUUUUUUUUGUGUGUUGCAUAUUGUACUUUUAAAAUCAUUUUAGAUAUACUACAUUAAGAAGUAGUAUGUUUAGAGUUGUACAGCAAGUUUACAGGCAUGCACAUGUAAAUCAGGGUCAUAGAUGUAAAGCAGAAAAGAGAAGAAAACUGGAUCUGACUAUAUUUUGUGUUUCAUUCAGGCGGGAAACUUCUCAAACUUGAGUGCUUUUUUCAAUGAGGCUGUUAACAAGGUUAUUUCUUUUAUAUUUUUUGUUAUGUAAAUAACUAAAACGUAUAUUGAAAGUAUCUACGUAGAUAUAUAUUUGCAGAUGCAGAAGUUAUCCAACAUUUUUACAGAUUUGUUAUUAUCGUUAUGAUAUUAUUAUUAUUAUUCAUUAAAUUUUAGCUUUUGCCUCGUAGAAGGAACACAGUACAGUAACGUUCUGGUCGUCUGUGUUUUUCCACACAAACAGUUUUUGGUCUUAAACGCCUUAAGGGGCUUAAUGGCUGUGAUAAACUCUGAUUUUCGAGAUCGUCUCACGCACACCAGGCUUAAAAGGAGUCCUUCAGACUCCUCAGGCUGUGGCAGGCUCUUACCAUAAGGGACAGAAGACACAAAGCCCCAGUUGUAGAUAUUUUUUUUACAUUUUUGUAAUGCUGCUUUUCAAUGCCUUAGCCUGCACUUGCAGGUGCUCUCUGUUUCAGUAAAUGUGCCCUCACACUUAAGGCCCCCUCUCCAGUGAGUCCCCCCCCCCCAAAAAAAGAAAGAAUAGUUGAGUGUAUACAAUGAUUCACCAUUGAAGCCCACACGUGUGCUGUCAGGGGUGUUGGUGUGUUAGGGGUUGGGUGUUAUUUUAGUGCAGGAACAUAUGUCACUUAGCCACCAUCACUCUAUGGGACGGGAGAAAGAGAGGGGGGAACACAGGUCCCUGUCCUGUGGUUAGUUCGUCUGGGUGGAUGGGAAUGGGAGAGGCUGUGUCAGUGCUAAGCAUUCAGCCGUCCAAUGCGCUCUCUCUCUCUCUCUCUCUCUCUCUUUUUGCUGUUUGGCUCCUGCUUUUUACACCCCAGUUAGGGCUGUGUUAGCCCCCCCCUCCCCCCACCCCCUUCCCAAGCACUGGUCCAGCUGAUCCAAGUCUGUCUGUACUGCUUUGUUAUUUUUUCUUUUUUUUUGGUUGUUGUUUUUUUUUGUUUUGUUUUUUUUUGAACCUUUGGAUUUCUUUCAGGUGGAAUAACACACUGGUGCCUUUCAGCCACCUCCUCCUCCCCCUAACCAACUGUUUUAUUCUGUGUUUUUCUACCUCUCUUUCUCACUCUGUCGCUCUCUCAUUCCUUCUCUUUCCCUCUCGCUCUCAUUCUUUCUAAUUCUUUUUCUCUCAUUCUCUCUCUCUCUCGCUCUCAUUCUUUCUAAUUAUUUUCCUCUCACACACUCAUUCUCUCUCUCUUUCUCGAUCGAUCGAUGGCCCUCGCAUCUCGGCCUACAUUUAAAGAUGUCUGUUCACUCCGGAGUGAAAGAUGUUUUAAAAAUGCAGACUCACUGUGUGUAGCUUAGAGAGGUCACACCCAACCCUCCCCGCCUGUGAAGUGUUACUUAACUCAAUAGAGCGUGUACAUAGCAUUUUAGGUGUUCAUGAUUUUUUUCUUAAAAUUUUUGAAGACUUUUUUAUUUUUUAAGAAUGCAUACUGUUUGUUAAAGAAGACAUAUGCGUGUACAUACACAUAGAUGUUCCUGUAUGUAUAUAAAUAUAUAUAUAUAUAUUUAAAAGAGACAUAUUCCUUGUUUUAGCGUAUCAUUAGGGAGUGCUCAGAUAAAUAUGUAGAUGUUAAGAAGCCGAGAGGUUGCUGACCCCUGCUAAAAUGCUGUGCUCAUUAUCGUUCGUCAGGCUCUGUUUCCCAGUUUAAUGCUUAAUGAGAGCUACAGGACCGCAAACAAGCCUGUCCUGAGUUCACUGAUUACUGAAAUUCAGCAGAAAUGUAAAAUAAUGAAAAGCUAAAUCUAACGCUUGUUUAAAAUUCCUUGCUCGAAAUUAAGGACAAAGUGCAUCGUAGUUUGAUUGAAUAUUUGCCCAAAGGGCAAAGCUCGGGCUAGUUACUCUGGGAUAUUCCUGAAUUAAAAAUCCCAGUCUGGAAUCUAAAUAAAAUGUGGCUGUAUAUGAUUUUUCCCCCCCCCCAAUGACUUGUAUACAAGUUAGUAUUAAUUAAAGUUUAUGAAACUGACCAAUUUUACAAUCGCAUCAACUGAAGUUUGGAGAAAGGAAAAUCUAGCGUCAGUGUGUUAGCAUCUGUGCUAAUAGCACCAAUCCCACUCUUGCGCCUGAAGGUUAGCUGAGGGAAGUUUCCAUGAUCCAUAUUUCAGUCACAUUGUGUACGAGGUCCCUCAUUUCAGACCAUAGAACGUGAAUCUCCUGUGUACUAAAAAGCACAGGCGUACACAGCUAAUAUAAUAAUUAUAAAGAGAUUUUACAUAAAAAUAAUCAGAUAUAUAUAUAUAUAUAUUAUUAAAACAUGUAAAUGAUUGCUUUGUGAAUUGUGAAGAUGAUAUCACCUAUGCAUUCUUGUUCUUCUUUUUGUUUGUUUGUACUGAUGGUAAAAAAUGAAAAAAUGUCAUAUUGUAACAUAGAGUUGUGGAGAUAUUUCAUGUCGAUGUCAUAAUUGUAUUUGUUUUGAAUAGUAUAUGAAAAAAAUGAAGUAUAUUUAGACAUUAGAUGAUGCAAUGAUUCAAGUGCUUUGCUUUUUUGGUAAACUGACACUGUUGUUUUUAACUGCAGUUUAUAAGAAAACCUAAAACGUAGAAAAAAGAAGCUUAUUGUCAGUAGUAGAAAAAAAAAUCAGCUGUCUGUUGGACAAUACCCGUUUAGAGCGUGGACAUUUGGACCAAUUUUUUUAUAGACUGAGAAAUGUAAAUGUAUUGCACUUCUUUAUUACCAGUGCUAAUGGACAGAGAAGAAAUUGUUGCUUAUUUUAAAAUCAAACUGUUACAUCUUUAAACUUAUGUACAGUGAAGCAUUACAAUUUUAGCACAAUUUUCAAUCAAAAAAAUAAUAAAAAAUGAGUGAUGUACGCAUUUAGAAAAAAAUAAUUAAAACAAAUAUCCAUCUGUUUAGGACAGAGGUCUCGUUGGUUGGAAGGGAAGGGGUUGAGAAAUAUGUGUUCCUACAGGUUUGUGCUGACACUGACAUGUAAUUAUUAUUGCUGCUGUUCACAUGGAAGCUGAUUUAGAGGUUAAAAAAAAAAAAAAAAAACAUCCUUGUGAAUAAUCACUGCCUCAUUAACGGUUUAAAAAAUAAAAAUAAAAAAACAGCAAUUUUUUAAAGGUUAAUUUUUUUAACCUUAGCAACAGUGCUCCCAGAGUCCUCUUAUGAGUAAAUGCCGGAUACAACUGUAUUAUAUUGCAACACAAAUCAGAAAUUAAACAUGUACAAGAACAGUCUUUGCAGUUGCUGUAUGAAGCCAUAUGUAUACAUAAAUUAUGUUACAAAAAAUA